AUGCCUUUCCACGAUCAGGACUGGGAAGACCUGCAGCGCGACUGCGACAUCUUCCCUGCCUACACAGACUUCAUCUACGGACCCGACGAGCGCCUGGUUGUGACCCAGGAGCCUGGUUUACACCCUGCGAUAUACUACAUGAAUCUACCCCCGCCGGUCCGGUACACUAACAGCAUGCCUUCACGAUCUUGGUCUUACAAGACCGCCGAACGACUCGAGACGCUUGAACCUGCAGCUAUGAGAGAGCUGCAACACGAAAACUAUGGCUUCGCUAACGCCGACGUGACUGGCACACGCAGCGGUAGUACUACUCCUGGAUUGGAUGUACGCUCGCAGACGGGCAGUCCUUUUUAUCCGUUGUUACCGCCCCAGGGCGUCCGCACUGUUCACGAGAAGGAGAUUGCGCAACGCAGCAUGUCGAAUGCGUCGCAGCGCCGGCUCCAGCCUGGAUCAACAGUUCGCUUUAGUCCAUCGCAGCAGCAGCAGCAGCCAGUGAGACUGACCAGACAACAGACGCAGAUGAGGAAUGCUCCAGUCUAUCAACAGCCUGUUGGUCAGCAACAAAAGCCGUCCUUCUUGCGCUCCUCAUCUACCACUGAUAUCGAUGAGAACCUGGCGCAGAUAAACUCACGUCACCAGCCGACCAUGCUCUCGCCUUUCACCUCACCAACGCCAACGCUACCUCCCCCAAUCACGCUGCCCCAACAACAGCCAUAUACUCACCAGGUUUAUGCUCAACCCCCGCUUCAGCCGGGCAUCACACCCGUGCAAUCCUCCCCCUCGUCCUCGGACCCAUACUACAAUAUGCCUCACACUCCUCAACAGCAGAUGUCGCCGCUUCAGCCACCCGCAUUCCAAGGCUAUCCGGUGUCGUAUCCUCAGGAUUCCACUCCUGCACCGAACCCUACACCGCCGCAACUGUCCGUCCAGCUCCGCGCGGAAAUCAAUCGCCACUUACUACAGGUCUGGCAGUGUCUGCGGGUCGUGCUAUGUACCCCGGAUAGCCCGUCAGAAGAAGCUGCACAGAACAAGGAGCGCGCAGGUCGGUGGAUCGAACAGUUCAAGGCGAGCUUACCAAUUGAGGGACGCCCGUACCUGAUGCGAGUCAUCUCAAGGAUGAUCAAGGAGCAUAACGCAGGGGGGAAUGUAAUGGCGUUGUUGGGGAUUCCUUCUCGACCAGCCUAG
This is a messenger RNA of Alternaria rosae, 1185 nucleotides long. RefSeq lists its product as uncharacterized. NCBI's taxonomy places the organism in Eukaryota, Fungi, Ascomycota, Dothideomycetes, Pleosporales, Pleosporaceae. The transcript is spliced from 2 exons. The record is from RefSeq and is a predicted model, not a curated record. Bases 1 to 1185 code for a protein of 394 amino acids.